Molecule: messenger RNA, 3747 nt
Organism: Scomber scombrus (Atlantic mackerel)
Lineage: Eukaryota; Metazoa; Chordata; Actinopteri; Scombriformes; Scombridae
Product: bromodomain-containing protein 3-like
Exons: 12
Coding region: 332-2383 (683 amino acids)
Biological process (GO): regulation of DNA-templated transcription; chromatin remodeling
Cellular component (GO): nucleus; chromatin
Source: RefSeq, a predicted model, not a curated record
UGAUAACUCAUCUAUUAUGCUACUCCGCUAAAUAAAAUAAAAACCUUCCAGAAAGCAGAACCGGAGCCGCCGCUGGACGCACCGGAGCACCGACAUCUCAAAGUCGUGAGAUGGGAGUUUGUCUCCUCGGGGGAAACAUCGAGCUGAACGAUCAACACAAACGACACCUGAACUGAACACAUACUAACACACACAGACGCGCACGCACACACACACACCCUCACACACACACACACACACACCCUCACACACCAGAGGGAGUUGGUUUUUUUUCACCUUCAGGCCAGACACUGCCGUCCCACGGUGCAUUGCUGCGUCACCGUCGUCCACCAUGUCGGACGCCCCCGAGGCUGCGCCCCCCAGCCCCCCCCAACUCACCAACCCGCCCCCGCCUGAGGUCACCAACCCCACCAAACCCGGCAGGAAGACCAACCAGCUGCAGUACAUGCAGAACGUGGUGGUGAAGACGCUGUGGAAGCAUCAGUUCGCGUGGCCGUUUUACCAGCCGGUCGACGCCAUCAAACUCUGCCUGGCGGACUACCACAAAGUGAUCAAGAACCCGAUGGACAUGGGAACCAUCAAGAAACGUCUGGAGAACAAUUAUUACUGGAGCGCCAGCGAAGCCAUGCAGGACUUCAACACCAUGUUCACCAACUGCUACAUCUACAACAAGCCCACAGAUGACAUCGUGCUGAUGGCUCAGGCUCUAGAGAAAAUCUUCCUGCAGAAAGUUGCUCAGAUGCCUCAAGAGGAAGUUGCUCUGCUGCCACCAGCGCCGAAAGGGAAGAACAAGAGCAAACAGCCCGCUGCUGCUACGACGGGUACCACAGUGAGUCAGCAGGCCGAGUCUUCAGCCUCCCCUCCCCCCUCAUACCCCUCCCCCUCCCCCUCUCAGACGCCAGUCAUCUCGACCACGCCCACACCGGUACCAGCCACGCCCCCCGUCUCUGCCCCACAGCCCCCGGCAACCAUGAUGCCCUCUGCACAGCCCGUCGUCAAGAAGAAGGGGGUGAAGAGGAAAGCCGACACCACCACUCCCACAACGUCGGCCAUCUCUGCCGGUCGCGCCGACUCUCCGUCCGCUCAGGACACCAAACCGGCUAAGCUGGGUUCGUCCCGGCGCGAGGCCGCCGCACGCCCCGCCAAAACCCGCAGGGAGACAGUUGAGGAGGUGGCUGUAGGCGAGGUGGGAGCUGGCGGAGGAGUAGCAGCGGGGAGGAAGGCUGGUAAGCUGGGCGAACAGAUGAAACACUGCGACGCCAUCCUGAAAGAAAUGCUCUCCAAGAAGCACGCCGCCUACGCCUGGCCCUUCUACAAGCCGGUGGACGCAGAGGCGCUCGAGCUGCACGACUACCAUGACAUCAUCAAACACCCCAUGGACCUCAGCACUGUUCGGAAAAAGAUGGAUAAAGGAGAGUACAGUGAUCCUCAGAGCUUUGCGACCGACGUCAGGUUAAUGUUCUCCAACUGCUACAAGUACAACCCUCCAGAUCACGAGGUGGUGGCCAUGGCCCGCAAGCUGCAGGACGUGUUCGAGAUGCGUUUCGCUAAGAUCCCAGACGAGGGCCUGGAGGCGUCGGUCCCGUCCACGACACCAUUGGUUAGUAAAAGCACUGCCUCCUCUGACAGCAGCAACAACUCCUCCUCCGACGAAUCGUCUGACUCAGAGGAGGAGCGAGCCACGCGAUUGGCUGAGCUACAGGAGCAGGUUGGUGCUGCCGACCAAUCACAGUUGAAGGCGGUGCACGAGCAGCUGGCUGUCCUGUCCCAGGCUCCGGUCAGCAAGCCAAAGAAGAAGAAAGAGAAGAAAGACAAGGAAAAGAAGAAAGAGAAGGACAAAGACAAAGGGAACAAAGGCAAGAUGGAGGAGGAGAAGAAACCGAAGGCCGCCGCUCAGCAGCCCAAACCAGCCAAUCAGAAGAAGGCGCCGGCAAGGAAAGCCAACAGCACGGUGACUGCCACCAGGCAACCGAAGAAAGGCAGUAAGACGUCAGGCGGCGGCUCGGCCAACGGAGACGACGGCGAGGAGUCGUCCCUGCCGAUGUCGUACGACGAAAAGCGCCAGCUGAGUCUGGAUAUAAACCGGCUGCCGGGAGAGAAGCUGGGCCGCGUCGUCCACAUCAUCCAGUCCAGAGAGCCGUCGCUGAGGGACUCCAACCCCGACGAGAUCGAGAUCGACUUCGAGACCCUCAAACCCUCCACACUCCGAGAGCUGGAGCGCUACGUCAAGUCCUGCCUGCAGAAGAAGCAGAGGAAGCUACUGCAGAAGGCAGCAGGAGGCGGGGCCUCAGGAGGCGGGGCUAGUCGUUUGAGUGGAAGCUCCUCUUCUUCCUCUGAUGACAGCUCCUCAACAGGAACCUCCUCUUCCUCCGACACAGACUGAACACACCACACACAGUCACACACAUGUUACUGAACACACAAACACACACAGAGGUUUAUUCAUUCUACACACACACACACACACACACACACACACACACACACACACACAUUCAAAUGCAGGAACUAAAUCUAUACACACUGACGCUCAUGUAAACUUACAUCCUGAACAAACACACAAAAGACAGAGAUACACACUCUGAACUUCGUACAACAGACACACAUACACACAUAAAUAUAUAUAAAAAUAUAUACCACACACACACAUACACACACACACACACACACAGACUUGGAGACUGUAUGUAAAUAGGCUGACCUGUUUUUUAGCACCUAGUGUUUUUUUUUUUUUUUUUUUCGUUUUUUUGUUGGUUUUUUUGUUUCUUUCCUGGAGGAAUGCAGACAGACAGAAGAGUAGAAGAAGAAGAAGAAGGAAGCAGUGACUUCUCGGCAAGAGAAGAAGAGGAAGGCGACGGGCAGCCUGUGUCUGCUCGGGAGUCGUGUUGAUCCUCUCUGAACACUCGUGGAGGCUUCCCUUUUUUUUCUUCUUCUUCUUCAUCCUGGACGGCCGGCUGUGACCCCUGACCUCUGACAACAUUCCAGAAGCAUCUAUAGAGCAUCAUGGGAGAGGAGGAGGAGGAGGAGGAAGAGGAGGAGAUCUCAGUGGGGUUUUACAUAAAUUCAGGUUUUCCUUGAGUUGGACGAACACAGAAAAACUGGAUCCUAACGAGGAAUCCGAGGAGCCAAUCAGGUUGUUCCUACAGUCUGGUCACAUGGUCACAUCUGCAGUAAAGCAGCAGCUGGAAGAACUGGAACAGUCUUAUUUCCAAAAAAAAAAAACUUGCUGCAGAAUUAAAAUCCAUCACAGUCAGAGUUUAGUUAUCAUGUUUAAAUGAUGUUCAGGGAUUGAAACUGAGCAUUAUCUUCAUUAUCAAUUCAUCUGUUAAUUUUUGUUUUUUGUCUAUUAAAUCAGAAAAAUGGAGCUGGAAUCACACACUGGAAAUAAUUAAUUGAUGAUUUAAAAUAGUCGGUGGUUAAUUAAAUAGUUGCAGCUGCAGAUCAGAGUAUGAUGUCACUCUCUUGGAGCCAAUAGGAAGGCAGUAAAGGCUCACGGUGAAGUUUAAAGUUUGGUUUUAAUUUUGUCUCAGUGUUAAAAAAAAAGAAGUAAAAUAAGAAUGAAUAAAGUGACUCUGCUGCACAAACACAGCUUUCAAAUGAGUCCCAAUUAAAUGUUAAAAUAAAGGCUCGUCAGGUGGUGAUGUUGAUAGUUUAAUCCUUCAGUUCAGUUUAUUUAAAUCAGCUGCAGCACGGUAAUAAAAACAUCACUGCUGUUUGUGCUGCUGGUGAUAUAAUAAACUCACUAUC